Phodopus roborovskii (desert hamster) is the source of this 1030-nucleotide messenger RNA. It is a transcript of the gene Pin1, whose product is annotated as peptidylprolyl cis/trans isomerase, NIMA-interacting 1. NCBI's taxonomy places the organism in Eukaryota, Metazoa, Chordata, Mammalia, Rodentia, Cricetidae. The record is from RefSeq and is a predicted model, not a curated record. The coding region runs from base 102 to 599 and encodes 165 amino acids. Gene Ontology annotation, molecular function: peptidyl-prolyl cis-trans isomerase activity; protein binding. Gene Ontology annotation, cellular component: nucleus; cytosol. The transcript has 4 exons.
UCCAACGGGCGUCUCUACUGGACGAGCCAAUCGACAUUGGCGCAGGGUUGGCGCGGGGUCAGAGCUGCGGAGGCGGAGCGGGCUCUGCGGCAGGAGGGAAGAUGGCGGACGAGGAGAAGCUGCCGCCGGGCUGGGAGAAGCGCAUGAGUCGCAGCUCAGGCCGGGUAUACUACUUCAACCACAUCACCAAUGCCAGCCAGUGGGAACGGCCCAGUGGCGGCGGCAGUGUUGGAGGUAGUAGCAAGAAUGGCCAGGGCGAGCCUUCCAGGGUGCGCUGCUCGCAUCUACUGGUGAAGCACAGCCAGUCUCGGAGGCCCUCAUCCUGGCGGCAGGAAAAGAUCACUAGGAGCAAGGAAGAGGCAUUGGAGCUGAUCAAUGGCUAUAUCCAGAAGAUUAAGUCAGGAGAAGAAGACUUUGAAUCUCUGGCCUCACAGUUCAGUGAUUGCAGCUCUGCCAAAGCCAGGGGAGACCUGGGUGCCUUCAGCAGAGGUCAGAUGCAAAAACCAUUUGAGGAUGCAUCGUUUGCUCUACGGACAGGGGAGAUGAGUGGGCCAGUGUUCACGGAUUCGGGCAUCCAUAUCAUCCUGCGCACAGAAUGAGGGCAAGCAACUGGCCAGCCUACUCAGGCUGCCAAGGAGUUCAUGGAUGCCUCUUCCUGCUACUGUCACACAGUAUUUAUUAUUCCUAAAAUGGCUGGGAAGGGAGCUCUGAGAUAAGGACUCUGAGCUUCCUUUUCCCUGUUUGCCCCCAGUUGGGGCUGUCCUAGCCAGGUUCCUUCUGAAGGAAUUUACUUCAGAAGGGCAGUGGGGGUAUGGAGGCCCCCAGGCUUAGGGGGUCAGAGGUGACCUGACCCCUCACCUCCCAGGUCCCAGAGGCAGCAGGCAGGAGGGCCUUGUUUCUUAUUAGUUUUAUGCUCCAUUCCUCUGUUCAGUUGCAAAAAGCAGAUGUUCCACACCUAGCAAUGCAGCAACUCAGCCUCAGGGUGUGAUACAGCACCCCAUGCGCCUUUCAUUAAACCUGGAACCACUGA